CAUACUAGAGAAAAGGUCUUCAUGAGCUAUAAGCGUCAAUAUGUAUUUAUUGCAACUUGUUGCUUGUUUUGCGGUUGCAGGCUGGUAGGCUUAUUGCUAACUUGAUUGUUAUGGGCUCUGGAAUAAUGAUAAGAGCGUUUGCACAAGCAUAUCGCCAAGCACUUGCAAAUGCCUCAAAGACUGGUGCUGCUCAAGAAGCAGUGGAAACUAUCAAACGAGGGAGUAAAAUGAUGACUGAUGCCGAGGCAAGGCAAAUCCUUGGUGUAACUGAGAAUACAUCGUGGGAAGAGAUUGUGAAGGUGUCUCCAUUUUCUGAUUCUGUUUCUUUUUCCUGCACUUUAAAUAAAAGGUUGCGUUUCUUGUGUCCUAAUAGUUAA
This is a messenger RNA of Salvia splendens (bonfire salvia), 377 nucleotides long. Its product is annotated as mitochondrial import inner membrane translocase subunit PAM16 like 1. The record is from RefSeq and is a predicted model, not a curated record. NCBI's taxonomy places the organism in Eukaryota, Viridiplantae, Streptophyta, Magnoliopsida, Lamiales, Lamiaceae. The coding region runs from base 111 to 377 and encodes 88 amino acids. Gene Ontology annotation, cellular component: TIM23 mitochondrial import inner membrane translocase complex. The transcript is spliced from 2 exons. Gene Ontology annotation, biological process: protein import into mitochondrial matrix.